Molecule: messenger RNA, 2276 nt
Organism: Panicum virgatum (switchgrass)
Lineage: Eukaryota; Viridiplantae; Streptophyta; Magnoliopsida; Poales; Poaceae
Product: protein NRT1/ PTR FAMILY 2.11-like
Exons: 2
Coding region: 166-2088 (640 amino acids)
Biological process (GO): transmembrane transport
Cellular component (GO): plasma membrane
Molecular function (GO): transmembrane transporter activity
Source: RefSeq, a predicted model, not a curated record
CCAGUCCGGGUCCCACCUGCAGCGACAGACGACCCCACCGCCGCUGAGAAGUAGUAACCGCCAAAACCACUCCAAGAUCCCUUGACGCACUCUCCCCGGGCGGUCAACAAAUUGGAGAACCGCCAACAGCCGCCACGUGUCCCACCGCGGCGAGGAACCGCGGCAAUGGAUCGCCCCUCCGUCCCCGGCGACGGCGUUCACCCCGACGCGCCCGCCGGCGACACCGUCCUCGCGGUCCAUGAUGACGGCGCGGGCCACUACGACUCGCUGGACUCGGCCGCGCCGGCGGCGCCGCGGGACGCCGCCGGGCGGGAGGUCCGGUACCGGGGGUGGAAGACGAUGCCGUUCGUGAUCGGCAACGAGACGUUCGAGAAGCUGGGCAGCAUCGGCACGGCGGCGAACCUGAUGGUGUACCUCACCUCCGUCUUCCACAUGACCAGCGUCCGCGCCGCCGUCGCGCUCAACGCCUUCAGCGGCACCACCAACCUCGCCACCGUCUUCGGCGCCUUCGCCUCCGACCUCUACCUCGGCCGCUACGCCACCGUGUGCGUCGGCUGCGUCGCCACGCUCAUCGGCAUGAUCAUCCUCACGCUGACGGCCGGUGUGCCGGCGCUGCACCCGCCGCCGUGCGCCGCCGGCGCGGACGGGCAUUGCGCGGGCGCGACGAGGGGGCAGUUCGCCGUGCUGGUGCUGUCGUUCCUGUUCAUCGUGGUGGGCGCGGGCGGCAUCCGGCCGUGCAGCCUGCCGUUCGGCGCCGACCAGUUCAACCCGCACACCGAGUCCGGCCGCCGCGGCAUCAACAGCUUCUUCAACUGGUACUACUUCACCCUGACCAUCGCCGUCUGCGGCUCGUCGACGGCGAUCAUCUACGUGCAGAGCAACGUGAGCUGGUGGAUCGGCUUCGCCAUCCCCGCCGCGCUCAUGCUCGUCUCCUGCGCGCUCUUCUUCGCCGGCGCGGGGCUGUACGUGCGCGUCCGCCCCGAGGGGGUGCCCCUCGCCGGCGUCCUCCGCGUCACCGUCGCGGCGUUCCGCAAGCGGCGCGCCCCGGCGCUGGCGAACCCCGCCGCGUCCCUCUUCCGGACGCGCCACGCGAGCACACUCGUGUCGAGGCUCCCCUACACCGACCAGUUCCGGUUCCUCGACAAGGCCGCCGUGGUGGAGUCCAAGGGCGAGGUCGACGGCUCCGGCGGCGCCGCCAGGGACCCAUGGCGGCUGUGCAGCCUGCAGCAGGUGGAGGAGGCCAAGUGCGUCCUCCGCAUCCUGCCCGUCUGGGGCACCUGCAUCGUCUACUACGUCGCGUUCGCGCAGACCAACACCUACGUCAUCCUGCAGGCGGCGCAGUCGGACCGGCGCGUCGGCGGCGCCCGGGGCUUCGAGGUGCCGCCGGCGUCGUUCACCGUCUUCCCCAUGGUGGCUCUCACCGUGUGGAUCCCCUUGUACGACCGCCUCCUGCUGCCGUGGCUGCGCAGGCUCACCGGCCGCGAGGAGGGCAUCACGCUGCUCCAGCGCAUGGGCGUGGGCAUGGUGCUCUCCGUCGUGGCCAUGCUCAUCUCCGGCAUGGCGGAGCAGCGCCGGCGCGAGCUCGCGGAGCUGCACGCCGCCGCGAGCGGCGGGUCCAUGGCGGAGAGCCGCGUGUCCCCCAUGUCGGCGUUCUGGCUGGUGCCGCAGCUGGCGGCGCUGGGCCUGUCGGAGGCGUUCAACCAGGUGAGCCAGAUGGAGUUCUACUACAAGCAGUUCCCGGAGAACAUGCGCAGCGUCGCCGGCUCGCUCCUCUUCAGCGGCCUGGCGCUGUCCAGCUACCUCAGCGGGCUGCUGGUCACCAUCGUGCACCGCACGACGGCCGGCUCCGCCGACGGCGACGACGGCUGGCUCGCCGAGGACCUCAACAGGGGGAAGCUCGACUGCUUCUACUUCGUCAUCGGCUUCGUCGGCGCGGUCAACUUCUUCGUGUUCCUUGCGUGCGCCAAAUGGUACAGGUACAAGGGCAUGGAGGAGGAGGAGGAGGAGCAUGGUGAACAAGAUGCACAUGGGAAUGUGAUUGAUCAAUGGCAGCCAAGAUCAGUGGUUGGAGAUCAACCUGCUAAUUAGGAGAUCAGCCUGCUGCUAUCUUUUCCUCUCUCUCUCUCUAGUAGUGGCCUGGCAGCACAUACUCCAGCAGACAGUAGAGAUAGAUGGUCUGAUGAGACCUGAUCAAUAAACUUGUACAUUUUCUUUAGAAUUUUAGAUUGUGGUAGCAUUGGAGAUUAGUAGGUCAUAAUCAGAUGACUAUUGCAACG